AUGGCAGGGAGUUUGAGCUGCCGCAAAUUUAAAAUUAUGAACCAACCUGUCAUCCUUUAUGCCUUAGAACGGCGCCAAAACGGCGCCAAGAAUGUGUUUCUCACUAAGUCAGAUGUAGAGGGCAUCAUCCGGAUCAAGCAGGGCGACCAGCAGGCGCCCUCAGGCCGGCGGCGGCGGGGUGCGGGAGGGGGGGCGGCAGUGCAGGGCGGCACCAAGAACUACAGCAAGAAGGUGCUGCAGUUCUUCCAGGUGCUGAAGGGCGCUGGCGGUCAGGACAUCCUGUGCCGCUGCGUCAAGCGCAGCGGAGAGUGGCGGUGGUGCCCCGUGGUGCCGCUCGAGGAGCUGCCCCGAGUGAUCAAGGAGCACCACGAGCGGGCGACUGGCUUCAGCGGCUACAGCGCUGACAAAAUCCCUAAUGACAACCAGGACCUCACUUUUGACGGCGACCUGCACGACGUGGCGGUGCUGAAGCUGGCCAAGCCGGUCCCUGAUGCCGUGACGGUCACCCUGGCGGAUGGCUCGUUGGAGAUGGAGCGAGGGCAGCGGCUGAAAGUGGUGGGGUGGGGCAAGACGGAGGCGGGCCAGUCCAGCCAAGUGUUAGAGCAUGCCGAUGUGGAGCACAUGGCACCAAACCAGUGCCCUGCAGACUACAACGAUGUGAUGUGCGCCGGCAACACCGGGGCAAACACCUGCAAUGGCGACUCGGGUGGUCCGCUGCUGAUGGAAGACCCCAAGAGCGGCGACUGGGUGCAAGUCGGCAUCACCUCGCACGGCCCCGACUGCUUGACUGGCAACCCGAUCCUGGCCUAUGGUUUCUACAGCGACGUGCGGCUGUACCGCGAGGACAUUCUAGCAACCCUGGCGGCGGCGGCACCGCCGCUGCAGGCGCCAGGCCCCAGCCCCGGCCCAAGCCCUGGCAACAACUUGACCGGGGGCACCACCACCGUCGCCACCGGAGAAACCUCCUCUUACGACAGCGGCGACUUCACCUGCCUGGAUACCUUGAAUGGGUUCCAGUCUGACACAGACCUGCAGGGCGGCAGCCUGACGAUGAGCGACGACAGCGUUGUGAGCUCUGCCGGCCCCGAGGAUUGCUGUCAGUCCUGUGCUCGAGUAGAGGCCUGCUUCGCUUGGACCUGGAGCGCCAGCAGCAGCAACGCCUGUGGUGGGCCCUGCUGCUUCCUUAAGGCAGCAGAUGGCUGGUCGGCCGUGGCUGCCCCGGGCGCCAUCUCUGGCGCCUGGUACAGAUAGCUGCUGUUAGCUGGUACAGCGAGCAGUCAAAGGGCAAUUCGCAGCAGACUGACCAGAGACAGCGACUGACAGCUCAGCUUGCACACGUUGCUAUGUUUUUUCUCUUCUGGCAUUUUCGCUCAUGUGUAUGAGAACUGGUGC
Chlorella variabilis is the source of this 1392-nucleotide messenger RNA. RefSeq lists its product as hypothetical. Gene Ontology annotation, biological process: proteolysis. The transcript is spliced from 5 exons. Gene Ontology annotation, molecular function: serine-type endopeptidase activity. The record is from RefSeq and is a predicted model, not a curated record. NCBI's taxonomy places the organism in Eukaryota, Viridiplantae, Chlorophyta, Trebouxiophyceae, Chlorellales, Chlorellaceae. Bases 1 to 1251 code for a protein of 416 amino acids.